AUGGCGGAUUUGAAGGACGAAAGAGGAAACCCUGUUCAUCUAACCGACGACCAAGGAUACCCGGUCCAGCUCACUGAUGAGUUUGGUAACCCUGUGCAUAUAACCGGCGUCGCCACCUCCGCUCCUCAUUAUAAAGAGAGUGCUACUACUGGAGACAUUAUUGCAGAGCACCCGGCAGCAGCAGGAGUCACCGGUCCAACUGGUGCAACCACCGCAGCAGGAGUAGCUGGUGCAACCGCUGCCACUGCAGCAGGAGUCACGGCCGGUACUGGGCAGCAGCACCAUGGUUCGCUUGAAGAGCAUCUUCGUCGGUCUGGAAGUUCAUCCAGCUCUAGCUCGGAGGACGAUGGGAAAGGAGGGAGGAGGAAGAAGAGUAUGAAGGAGAAAAUCAAAGAGAAGUUUAGUAGUGGUAAGCACAAGGACGAACAAACACCCACCACAGCCACAACUACCGGACCCACCACCACCACAACCACCGGAACCGGCGUUGACCAACCCCACGAGAAGAAGGGUAUUCUGGAGAAGAUAAAGGAUAAACUUCCCGGCCACCACAACCACCCAUGA
This is a messenger RNA of Microthlaspi erraticum, 564 nucleotides long. The record is from the annotation of a GenBank genome assembly. Lineage: Eukaryota; Viridiplantae; Streptophyta; Magnoliopsida; Brassicales; Brassicaceae.